This is a messenger RNA of Fundulus heteroclitus (mummichog), 1312 nucleotides long. RefSeq lists its product as uncharacterized. Lineage: Eukaryota; Metazoa; Chordata; Actinopteri; Cyprinodontiformes; Fundulidae. The record is from RefSeq and is a predicted model, not a curated record. Bases 74 to 1213 code for a protein of 379 amino acids. The transcript is spliced from 13 exons.
UCGACCAGCUUGGAACCGUCAGAAAUGGACUCCAGCCUUCCUUCACUUUGUUCAGGCUCUCAGAGGAACAACAAUGACUUGGAGGAUGACAGAGCUCCUAAACAGCCAUCGACCAGUGUGGAACCGUCAGAAAUGGACUCCAGCCUUCCUUCACUUUGUUCAGGCUCUCAGAGGAACAACAAUGACCCAGAGGAUGACCGAGCUCCUAAACAGCCAUCGACCAGCUUGGAACCGUCAGAAAUGGACUCCAGCCUUCCUUCACUUUGUUCAGGCUCUCAGAGGAACAACAAUGACUUGGAGGAUGACAGAGCUCCUAAACAGCCAUCGACCAGCUUGGAACCGUCAGAAAUGGACUCCAGCCUUCCUUCACUUUGUUCAGGCUCUCAGAGGAACAACAAUGACUUGGAGGAUGACAGAGCUCCUAAACAGCCAUCGACCAGCUUGGAACCGUCAGAAAUGGACUCCAGCCUUCCUUCACUUUGUUCAGGCUCUCAGAGGAACAACAAUGACUUGGAGGAUGACAGAGCUCCUAAACAGCCAUCGACCAGCUUGGAACCGUCAGAAAUGGACUCCAGCCUUCCUUCACUUUGUUCAGGCUCUCAGAGGAACAACAAUGACUUGGAGGAUGACAGAGCUCCUAAACAGCCAUCGACCAGUGUGGAACCGUCAGAAAUGGACUCCAGCCUUCCUUCACUUUGUUCAGGCUCUCAGAGGAACAACAAUGACCCAGAGGAUGACCGAGCUCCUAAACAGCCAUCGACCAGCUUGGAACCGUCAGAAAUGGACUCCAGCCUUCCUUCACUUUGUUCAGGCUCUCAGAGGAACAACAAUGACCCGGAGGAUGACAGAGCUCCUAAACAGCCAUCGACCAGUGUGGAACCGUCAGAAAUGGACUCCAGCCUUCCUUCACUUUGUUCAGGCUCUCAGAGGAACAACAAUGACCCAGAGGAUGACCGAGCUCCUAAACAGCCAUCGACCAGUGUGGAACCGUCAGAAAUGGACUCCAGCCUUCCUUCACUUUGUUCAGGCUCUCAGAGGAACAACAAUGACCCAGAGGAUGACCGAGCUCCUAAACAGCCAUCGACCAGCUUGGAACCGUCAGAAAUGGACUCCAGCCUUCCUUCACUUUGUUCAGGCUCUCAGAGGAACAACAAUGACCCGGAGGAUGACAGAGCUCCUAAACAGCCAUCGACCAGUGUGGAACCGUCAGUAAUGGACUCCAGCCUUCCUUCACUUUGUUCAGGCUCUCAGAGGAACAACAAUGACCCAGAGGAUGACCGAGCUCCUAAACAGAUGAACAAUGAGGCUCUUG